AAAAACAUUUAAUUGCUAUUAUAAAAAAAGACAUUCAGUUAUUGAAAAUGUCGUGGCUUGAACGUACGGACGAAUAUUUCCGUGAUUUAAAUUUGUGGAGUUUGUGGGUGGAUCGAGCGUACUUUAAUGUCAGUAAUGGACGUGAAGCGGAUUAUUUUUUAUACAGUUUGGCAUCAAAUUGUGUUCGUUGUCCAUUUAGACAUUUGAGUAAUGUUACAGCAAACAGUGAUACGGUAUUGGUUGUCAAUACAGCACGACCAAUUGAAAUGAAACUUUUUGACAAGCAUCACGGCAGUCAUGUGUUUCCAAAUCAAUCAAAUGAUGGACUUGUUUGGGAAGAUACGCCAAAAAUGGGUCAAUUUGGAGUCUAUGAUUUAAUUCUAGAUCCAAGUGGAACUAACCGCUUUGAAGUAGCACUAGAACCAGUUCCAAUUUAUUGGUCUAUUUUGGUCAUUGCCGUGAUUACUGUUGCUUUCUACUGGCUGUGCAAAUGCAUUAAUCAUUUUAUCUUAUCACGCUGGAGAAAAAGUGCUAUUGGAAGUGAAGAAACGACGAAAAAAAGAUUAAAAAGUUUAGAUAUUUUUAGAGGAAUUUCGAUGGUUUUGAUGAUUUUCGUCAAUUAUGGAGGCGGAUAUUAUUGGUGGACGGGUCAUGCUGAUUGGAAUGGAUUUCUUAUGGCUGACAUUGUUUUCCCUUGGUUCUUAUUCAUCAUGGGUGUUUGUAUUCCCAUGAGUAUUAGAUCCCAAUUUAUGAGAAAAAUCGCAACGAUUAAAAUUGUUCAGAGGAUAUUAACCCGCUCAGUUCUACUGUUCCUUAUUGGACUCUGCAUGUUUGCACAAAGUGUGACAUUUUCAGAAGUUCGAAUCAUGAAUGUUUUACAACGAUUCGCAAUUGCGUAUCUAUUAGUAAGUUUGGUUCAUGUUGCUUUCGUUCAAUAUCCAGAAUAUAGAGCCCCGCAGCUUCUUGAUGACUUAAAAUUAGUAUGGAAAGAAUGGAUAUUAAUGGUUUGCAUUGUGGCAAUACACACAGGAAUUGUUUUUGGGAUAAAACUAGAUGGCUGUGACCGAGGAUAUGUUGGACCGGGAGGUACUCAUGAUUUUAUGACAAAUCCGUUAUGCACUGGUGGAGUAACUGGCUUUGUAGACCGUGCAAUACUGACUGAAAACCACAUGUUUCAAUGGGCAAGUAUUAGAUCAAUUUAUGAAGCUACACAACGAUUCGAUCCAGAAGGAAUUUUUGGAUCAUUGACGACAGUAUUCCAUGCAUUUUUGGGACUACAAUGUGGAGUCAUUUUAAUGGUUUAUCAAGAUCAUAAAGACAGACUGAUUCGAUGGUUAAUUUGGGGUACGGGACUCACUUUCUUAACUCUCAUCCUCACGCUCUGUAGCAUUGAAGACGCACCAAUUCCUAUAAAUAAAAAUUUAUGGUCAUUGACUUAUGUAACAGCAACAUCAGCAUCCUCAUUUUUCCUCUUGGCUUUAAUUUAUUUCAUCGUUGAUAUGAAAGAGAUUGGUGAUGAUUUUUGGACAAUAUUUCAAUAUCCAGGCAUGAAUGCAAUCCUCAUUUACAUCGGACAUCUAAUUCUUGAUAAACAUUGGCCAUUCCACUUUUAUGUCGAACGCAUGAACACCCACUUCAUUUACUUAUUAAAAAAUAUUUAUACCUGUAUUAUUUGGAUAUUUGUCGCCCACAUCCUAUACCGUAAGAAGAUCUUCUUUAGUCUUUGAAUUCUCUUUUUAUGUAAAUAAAGCACAAACGAAAUUUAUUUAAAUGAAAAUUUCCUUUAAUUACUCUCUUCAAUGGAAAUUGAGUUGACUACGACAUAAUAUAAUUAAAACAUUUUCAUUUCUUUAGCCUUAAGUGAACAAAGCACCACAUUGACUCACCAUGGAAAAUGUAAGGUUUGCUGUAGGAGG
Molecule: messenger RNA, 1916 nt
Organism: Chironomus riparius
Lineage: Eukaryota; Metazoa; Arthropoda; Insecta; Diptera; Chironomidae
Source: the annotation of a GenBank genome assembly